CUAAUUUUGUACGUAAGAAGGAAAAUCAUGUAAAUGUUUCGUUCUUGCAGCUCUGUAGACCCACGCCUGCAGUGGGCCACCUGCCUUCUUCUUGCGGCAAAACCAAAAGCAAGAUGGAAAGCCGAUCGAUCGAGGGCCACACUUAGAUGACCUCUUAGCGUAGGCUAAUAUAAUUCGUUGCGCUCUCUUCUGUCUCGUCUCGCUGCUACGUGCGGAAGAUGAAUAAGAGUCCCCUAGAAAUCCACCGCACAGAGCAGAUCCCACGCAUCUGCCAGCAAUUCGAGCAGAACAGCUUUGUGGCUGUGCGAGAUCGCCGCACUGGCUGCGUGUGCUUCGACCGUGUUGCCGGCGGGGAUACAGCGACCCCGACGUCAGCCACAAAUGCUCCUUUCGAGCACAGCAGUCCGUCGACAGUCGCAGGAGAAGGGGCAACACGCAAAACGAGACGCCUACCCGAUGCCCCGAGCUUUUCUGACCUGGAGCCACUAAUUUGGAGCGAGGAAGGGCGUAAGGUGGUGCCAUGCGAUAGUUUUACCCGGGCCGGCGCCGCCGCUGUUGCCGCUAGUCCGACGACGACGUCUUCCGAUAUUCCCGUGGGCUCGGCGUUGGGUGAAGAGCCCAACUUGUCUUCUACCGAUCUUCCCGCCGCGACUGUGCUGGCAAACAAGGUGAUACGGGGACGGGUGGGCGUGGUUUUGUCCGGUAAUAACUCGAUCGCGGCAGGCAUUCUGAACGUGAUAAUUGGAUUGUUUGCCUACCUCAAAAAAAACCAGGAAAGCUCUGGCAGUGACCUGGUACGGGCUGAGUCAGACAGCCAAGUAGGACGCAGUGCCCUAGAACAACACGCUGCGAACCAUCCGAGCUUGCUGCUCUCCGCUUCGCCGGUGUUGGCGGUAGCGGCCACCGGCCAUCCCGCCUCCGCCGAGACCGGUAGUAGUGCAGGUGCUUUGGAUUUGGACAAGACGCGGUCCUCCGCUGGUGUUGUUGUGCAGCAGCACCAUCCGCACUCCGGAGCAGGCGGCGGGUCUGUGUCUUCGCAAAAGCAGAAAAAUGCCGACCUCCCGGCGGAGCAGCGCGAGAAUUCUCUCGAGCGGAGUCGGACGUGGGCCCCGCGUGGCGGUCUGGAGCCACCGGAUACGUCCGCUACCAUUCUGCCCGGCGAAGGCUGCACGCGCGGGGCCAACGGAGCUCGAAUUCCCGGCCGUCGCAGCGCCGUGGAACUCGUUGGAUAUGUAGGGGGACCGAAAGGCUUCAUUGAGGGGCGCUGCAAGCGAAUUAGCGAAUGGGCUCAAGUAAAACGGUGGCUGAACCAAGGGGGCUGUGCGGCCUUUUCGUAUUCUCCCGUGGAAAAUUUGGAGAGCCCAGCCGCUGUGCUUCAGCGUUGUCAACAAGACCACCUGCAGCACCUGGUAAUGAUAGGAGGGCCGCAGUGCGUCUUGUGGGCACGGCGGCUGGCACCGCUUCUAGCCGCCGAGGGGAUUCAGUUGGUGUUUGUGCCCAAGUCGAAGAAUCUGAACUUCUACUUUCCCUACUACAUGCCCUUGACUCUCGGGUUCGACUCCUCUCGCCGCAUGCUCUCCGAGGUGGUAGGGAACAUUGCAGUGGAUGUGCUAUCUUCGCGGAAGUAUUGGCAUUUCAUUCGUUGCGGGGACGCGGCGCUAACCUUGGAGCUGGCGUGCAACGUGCGCGCGACGGUGGCUAUUCUGACGGAAGACGUGUUCGGCAUUUCGUCGGUCCCAGAACUCAUUCGAUACCUUGCUGACGUCGUGGAGUAUCGUCGAAUUGUGCACGGUCACUGGUCGGGCAUUGUCCUUCUGUCCGACGGGCUGCUGGAGCGCCACCCGGACAUGUUUCAACUCCGCCAAGAGAUCGCCCAGCUCGAUCACGUUGUGUUCGAACAUCAAGACGAAAGGCAGAGCGCACCAAGGCACGCUGGAAAGCCGGCGGAACAAGAAUCAUCAGCUCCGGUCGUGGCUGCCUCAUCUUCUAGCAGCAAACGAGAGCAAGAACAGCCGACAACGACCGGAUCCUUGCCUUCGCCGUCUCCUGAGGGGGCAGCUUUCUGUCGGACGCCCUCUCGGGGGAGCAAACAUGGUAGUUCGCGGCCUUCGCAUCUCCAGUUUUCGAUCGAUGCGGAAGCAGCUCCCCGCGGCAGCACGAAGGCCUGCCUCCCUGACACGGUCACUGAAGAGUGGGUCUCGCGGCGACUAUCUUUCAAAAGUCAGGAGCUGUUCAUGAUUCUCCCUGAACACGUGCGACGCGCGCUGUGUUUCCGCCGGGAUGCCCUUGGACAACCCAUGUUGCCAGAAGAUCUGCGAGCCGAAAAGUUUUUCGGCACGGCCGUGCGAAAGAUACUGGAGCGGCGUGUGGAGGCACUGGCUGUCGAGGCGCGGUCUCGGAUGACGGCACAAGAGCAAUUAAGAAUCAAUUGGGCCAUGUGGUCCCCGACUGCUUUGAGUUGCGAAAACCGGUUCCGCAAAGUCAACGGUGGCAGACCUUCGCCACAGCGGCCUGGUGUCACGUCAGAAACACGUCGUGGUCCUUCUCUGUCAGACGGUGGCUUGAGAACAACUACAGAGGCUGCUACAACUAGGUCACCAGCAUUCAUCUCAGAGGGAGGGGAGGGACAGAAAGCGCUCGCGAGUCACAUCGGGCUGGAUCGUACUGCCGAGGUCGCACGGCUCCACUUCUCACCGCGCUACUGGAGUGUAAGCAGGGAGAGUGCGGGCGCUCUGCCGACACCUUUUGAUUGUCACCUAGGCUGGACAUUGGGCCACUGUGCGGGUGCACUGCUGGCAAACGGUCUUACCGGACACAUAGCGUCGUGCGCAGAGCUGGUCCAGGACGUCGGGGAAUGGCGGCCUUGCGGGGUCCCCAUAGACCGUUUCUGCGACUUUGACCAUACCACCGCUGUGGCGACACUGGCACGCAAUCCGAUGCAAUCCGAUUCCUCGGCUUUUCAGGUGGCUGCGCAAGGAACCGAAGCGAGAUUUUUCGGCACUAUGGGAACGGUGACGCGAGCCAAUCUCCGGAAUCUGUACAAGACGCGAUUCGAACCCCUGUGGCGUGACCACAACUUUUUCCGCGCGCCCGGCCCGCUUCAGUUUCGCGCAACGCCAUCGGGCGAGAUGCACCCUAGUUUCGACCUGCUCGUUCGCCAAGGAAGCCAUCACGACGUUGGUCGUUCUGUUAAGAAGACAGCUGCCCUCACAAGUGCGGGACGUUCGGACGCUCCGGAGGCACAGGAAAAAAGUUCAACUUUCAGCGCCACGAUUCCCUCCGCUUCUGUGGCGGAUUUGCCGCUGACGCUUCUGGCGGAAAACCUCUCCUCGGAGAAACUAGCAGAGCUGAUCCAGCCAUCGGCAUUGACGUCCUCUGGCUACGCGCUUCGCAUCCCCCCGGCUUCAACAAGCGAAAUCACAGCUGUUGGCUCUUCAGCCGGGGGACAAGUACCUGCUUUCGCGGCCACCGAUAGCGAAGCAACAGCGCAAAUAGUGGAGGACGAACAGCCGAACGAAGUAGAAGACUUGGCCCUGCGACCACAACUACCGAGCGUUUCGAAUGUCACUUCGCCCGUCAAAGAGUUUGUGGAUACCCUUGGGAUGUUAACGGGACGAGACCGCAAUCCUGCGGCAGAGCUACCGUCUCCCUCUUCUUCAUCCGGCGCGUGGAUAUACAACUCGGAGAGUACUAAAAGUGCGCAGUUCAUCCCUGCGGUAGAUGCGCCUCCACCUAUAGAUGACGGUAAGAAGAAUAGCGAAGAAAAAUUUUCAUCAGGUGCUGGACCACACGCAAGACAUCCAGCAUCUGAGGAUCAUCAUCCUGCGGAUGUCGACGCAAAUCAAAACUUGGUUACUGACCCGCUACAACAAAGUCAGCCUCUAGUGUCCGUCUCGGUGCGGGGGUUCGAUUGCUUGUCUCCGCUAGAGCAGGAACGAGUGCGGUACGAACCGGAGUUGCCGGACGUUUUGAAACAGCCGAUGCAAGUAGUGGAGGAGAUGAUCACUGCUCGCAUGUCUUUCCAGGUGGAGGCGGCCCUUCCGCUUACGGCGCACCUCCCCGCGAUCGCGAUUCACCCGGUAAAGCCCCCUUUGACCUACGACGAAGCGGAGGAACACCUGCUCGCGAAGGCAGACCCGGACGAAAUUGCGGACUCGGAAACGCUGUGGAACCGGACGGCCGCCGACGGGCUCGCCGCGCCCCCCUCGACAACGGUAGAGGCAGCCUUCGCCAGGCGGGAUGUUGAGUUGCCCGAUUCGGCGCUCGCAGCUAGCCAGGCUCCUGCUAUUAUGAGGCACGUAAACAGCGGAGGUCAUAUCGAGGCAUCGACGGCAUCCAACGUGCCUUUUGUAGAUCCUUCAGCUGCUGGGGCCGACGCAGAUUCGAAAGUAGCAGUGCCGAGGGACCACCGGACGUCUGCGCCUGUCGCCCGGCCGCCCGUCAGUGUCGACGGGACUAGUGCAGGGUUCGGCGUUGUUGAUGCGUUGCAUCAACCGCGCACUCCCAGCCACGACGGUCAGCUCCUUCAGCCGAUCGGCGGCGCAUCUACGUCCGGAAGUUCUCCCUCACAACGGGCGCUGGCCGAGCGCGAGCGCCAUGGUGUUUUGCGACUGCUGGGGUCCAAAGCUGCCCUGCCUCGCAGUCGGGAUCCCAAUGUAGUGAACCAGUAUCCCCCGCCGCAAAUCGCGAAGAACUUUAGCGCGUUGCAGGACUACGCAGAACAGCCAAGCAGCCCCACACUUCUUCAUGCACAUGAACUCUCGCGUAAUCUAUCCGCCUCUUCUGCGGUCGAUGUGCACCAGCUGCACCCUUUGUUUGGAGCGCAGGAGACUCCCACUGGAAUUGGCGCAGAACUUGUCGGAAGGACCCCUCGGAAUCUUCAGCAAAGAAAUCUCUCGGGCGCCCUGGAAAACGAGAAUUACAAAGGUUUUCUAAGAGUAAUGAGCCAAGUGCUUUUUUGUGCGUUCGAUUCAUUUUUGGAAAAGGUGCUUGACCUUCGCGUUACCGAAAAAUCCCGAUGAAAUAGAAAGAAAGCCUGACUGUGGUCAUUUGACAUGAUAAGAGCCGCUAAUCUCGCAACCCAAAUGCAAACAGAAAUGUCGCAGCUCGUGAAGCAGCACACGCUGGUAUGAAAGUGAAUUGCAGAUUACAUCUUAGUGAAACCUCAGAUCCAGGAGAUGCAGGAGACUCUUUCCAAAAUGUAAUGGCAAUGCGCUGAUUCUGAUCGUGAUUGGCGUACUGUAUGUAAAUUUGUAUUUGCUAUUACAGUUGCUCGCCUAAAUUGGAAAUGUUGAGCAAAACGGGUAUCACGACCAGAAGAGGGCCUGCGCAUCGCAACUGUACUUCGUGAUGAAAUUGCAUUACAUACGAUAAAAAAUUACUUGCCGAGGCUCCUGGGUGCUCGUGGGUUUUGACUGGAUCAAGAAGAUGUCUCGGUUUCUCAACUUGAUAGGUGGCGAACUCUACGCCCGUGAGUAUCGGGGUGAUGUUUGGAAGUCACCAGGCGCCGGGUUUCCAUUCCGUGGUCGCCGGACUGUUCGACUACGUAUCGUCUAUGGACCCCCCGGGCCGGCUCGUUGGAUUCGUCGGCGGCUGGGUCGGCCUGAAGAACGGUUGGGUUCGGAGCUUGGACGCACAGAAGAUCGCCUCGGUCCGGAACCUUGGCGGACAAGAAUUGCUCUGCGAAUUCGGACACACGCUGCGUACAAGAAUACAUACAAUUCAUUGACAUGAUGUUGAUCCCAUCUUCAUCUGACAGAGAUGAAUUACAGAUUGACGAUUCAAAAUGUGAAUAAUAGAAAUGCUCCUUCCUGCUCCACUUGCUGCGCUACGGCCAUGCAUUGCUGAGACGAGUUCCUCGAUAUCGUCGAAACAGUUUCAAUCAGCAGCAAAUAAACCAAUGGAAAUCAAUGUGCGCACAGACGACCACUUGACACAGCUAAGCAAGUAGAUUAAAUAAAAAGAAACUUCACAGAAACCGACGAAGACUACUCGGAUGCUUUGCAGACCCUUCGGAGGUUUCAGCUGGAUGCGCUCGUGGUGGUGGGGAAUCUGAAGUCCCAGCUUGAUACAGCGCUGCUGGCGGAGGCCUGUCUCGCCGAUGAGGAGUACGGCCUGUGCAGUCGUUAAUGUCCUCAACUGCGUGCUAUAUUGUGCGUAGCGAUUUAUCUUUAUGUAUGGUGUAAAGUCUCAAGGACGAUGAUUCUGGUUUGCAUCUUCUUCAUGGCGCCGGACAAUUUUGAGAAGCCCAAAGAACAGCGCUGGCUCGCUCAGCGGGGCAUGCUGGUGGUUGUUGGAAAAGGGCGCCACUCUUCACGUAGUACACACAGCGCCCGGCUCGAUACAAAGGCGCCGCCCAGGUACUCCUAUCGCCGUAGUGUACUCGCUCUGUGUUGCCCGCCUUGUGCGCGCCCUCUUGUUGCUACAACUCUAGCGAGCCCACGCAAGAGCCGGCCUGCCAAGGCUCCAAUUUCCGGCGCGCUCUUCUCCUCCAACGCUCGCCACUUGAUGUCGCGACUGCUCAGGAGGGCCUCGUGACGCCGUGCCUCCACAGCCUCGCUGUGUGUUGGGUGUUUGCAAGUAUAGCAGCGCUAACGAAGAGCGGGCGCCGUGUCUGUUUGAAAUACGGUGCGGAGGGUCACAAAUAGGUGAAAAGAUAACAAAGAUCACGCACAAGAACUCGAUAGCCACAGCCUGAUCUUGAUGCUUGCCGUCAUCCUUUCUGUUUCAUUUUUUGACUUGUUUCUGUUGUUCUUCUGAGUCUGACGUGACACGAGUUUAGACAAAGCAGUUCUAUCUUGUUGUCAGUAACAGAAACAGUUGAGCACCAUGUAACAGUAGCACUUGAGGAAGCUCCCAGUUCCAUACAAGGCUGGCCCACAUUCGGGUACUUGGGAUCCCCGUGGCCUCGGACAACGACUUCCCCUUCAUUCAGCAGAGCAUCGGCUUCGACACUGUGACGAAGGUGUUCGCGUCUAUCGCCGGGAGCCUGUGGUGCGAGGCCGCCACCUCGCGCAAGCAGUGGUUCUUCGUGCGCGUUAAGGGGGAGUCACAGGCUCUGAGCCACGUCACGCUGGAAACUGCGUUGCUCUGCCACCCGAACUUGGUGCUGCUUUCGGAAGAGAUGGCGCACAAACGACUGUCGCUCCUAGAUCUCACCCGGAUGAUCUGCGAUGUCAUCGUGGCCCGGGCGAGCCGCAAUCUGCACUUUGGCAUCGUCUUGUUACCGUCGGCGUUGCUCCGGUCCGUGCCGCAAACGAGGCACCUCCUCGAGGAAAUCGAAGGCAUUCUGCGCCAGAUCCAGGUCAGCACAUCGCUCUCGUCCGCGGACGGUGCGUCGAAUUUCGGACAGGCGGCGGAGAGUGGCGUCUCCGGACCAUCGCAACAUAGUACGACAUCGAGUGCAGCUGCAGCUUUUUCCGCGACGACUUCUAAUCCCACAACGACCGCGACAGCGGCGGCACUCGGCGGAGCUUCGGGCGCCGCGCAGGAGCGAAACGAAUUGCUCAACCAUCUCAAGACGUGGUCUCGGGCCCUGUUUCAAGCCUUCCCGCGAACCGUGCAGGAGGAGCUGUGUAGCAAUGUUUCCCCAAGCACCGGUGUGAUCGACCUGAACAACGUGUCCACAGAGGUGCUGCUAGCUACGUUGGUGGGGAUGGAAAUUGAGCGGCGCCGGAAGCUGGAUCUCUUCAAGGGCCACUUCGAAACAGUGCCGCACACCUUGGUCUAUCAAGCCAGGUCAGGCAUGCCUACCAACUUCGACUGUAACUUAGCCUACACUUAUCGACGACGGAAGCCUCAGCUCCAUUUUUUAUUACUCUCCGGUCCUAUCCAUAUUAUCCUUGCAUGGCUGACAUUGAUUGUGGCGGCACUAUAUUUUGAUUAUAAUUAUGUAGUGGCGAUGUAGUUGCUCCUUGAUCUUCUUGUUGCGGAUGCAGCUGCAGCAACGAAGUUCAAUUUUUUUGCUAUUUUUCUGCGUUUCCGCGACUGCAACACCUACCGUGUUCUCGAAAAUGAAAUACUUAGUAUUGAUGAGACAUAGACUUAGACAUAGACAUACAAAUUAGGCCAUGAAGCUAAGGUUUUGAGUCGAUACCGUUAUGGGAUUUGCCGCAGGAGUCCUGCAGGACGCAGGCAAGACUGGGUACCUGGUGCAUGCAGGAAACUUAUGCGAGCCUCCGUCACAGUGGACCGUAGGCGGAAUACCGUUCACCUCCAUGGUAUGCUUACAGAACGGGGUUGUGCCCGCGGCUACCCAGGAUCACGUGGUCGCUAGAAAAGAAGUCUACAUGCCGUCCGCCAACCAGCAGGGCAGCAUCUGUACGAUUGAACUUUCAUCUAUUUCUAUUGUUUGAAGGGCUUUCUCUUUCUAGCAACUUUUGGGUUGAAAACGCUUACGCCGUCGGUAGAAUUUGUUCGCAGAAAGUUGAUGAUGCGAGCCGUGUAAGUAGUAUGCGCUGGCGUCGAUCGAGAUAGCUGAGAAAGAUUGUGAUUUUGUACUGGCACCGUGUCUUUAGGUCUACGCAUGUGAUGAAUUUACUUACUACAAUGCUGCUGGUGCGCAAUGGCAAUUCGUACCAAUAGUUUGACGCUUAGAUGCAUUUGAAUUUUUCUCUUUUCAGAUGGAGAACUUUUGUCGAGCCGAAAUAUGCCUCCUCCCAUCGAGCGGUCGUACAUCAAUGCGGGUCCGAUUCAGUUCGCAUAUGACUUCUUGAGUCGAAUGCUGGUGACUGCUCGGCGAGCGCCCUUCGAGAAACUGCAGGAAGUCGGGCGAAUGUGCACUGAGUUCCAGCGAGCCAUUACUGAGAGGAAAAAUCCCCCCUCCCCAUAUCGAGAAGGUAUGUUUCCGAAAAUUUGUCUUGCUGAUUUGAGACCACAAAUCACGUCUGUCUUCCAAGAAGACAACUCCACAGGCUCUGCCGCAUUAUGCAGGCGGUUCGUGAUGCUGUUGGGCCUACAGCAUAAACGUUUGCCAUGCUAAGCGCCUAGGCCAAAAGCUCUCUACUCAGGCUUGGCAGGAGCCUGCUGUCCUCUACUGCAAGACAGACCGGAUUUGUAUACGCAAACCCAGCAUCAGGGACUUCCUUUUGAUAUGGGGAGGGGGGAUUUUUCCUCACAAUAGCCAUUGCGAAUGACCAGCGAAAAUUGUUCCCAGUUUUGGACUAUCAAAUGCAAAAAUGUCUGGGUCUGGAAGAUUGCCAGGUUUGUCAUGCAUAUUUUGAAUGGCCCAUGAUGUCUGUGAUGCAUGCCCUAGCAUCACAGAUUUUUAGAGGACUUUGCAAUGCCUCUACCGCAUGAGAAAUGCCCUCUCCGCGUAGCACAAACUGGAGUCCCCUUGCUGGUCAUGCAAUACAAAUUUUUUAGGAUCCAGAGACAGCAUUACAAGUUUAGAAUCUUCCAGACCCAGACAUUUUUGCAUUUGAUAUGGACUGUCUGCAGGGGGCGGCCCGCUUGCUUCGCGAGGUAGAUCAAAGUCAACGCAAGGCAGACGGGGCCGCACAUGUUGCCACCUCCGGCGACUGGUACAACCGAAAGAACAAGUCGAUGGACACCGCAGCAGAUCCUUACCAAGGGCUGGCUAUGGCUUCUUCCUCGUCAGUCCGGACCACAGGAGCGGGUCCCGAAGCCGCGGACCACUUGCUCUUCUCUAAAGGAGGAUCGGUUCUCCCGAUAAACGUGCCAGCCUCGGGAAAGAGUUCACUGUCACUCGCCGACCUCGUCCAACUGAGCCCGCGGAAAGCUGCAGCCCUGCUCCAAAUCAUGCUCACAGAAGCAACAAACACUGUUACGCUUUAGGACUAGAGUCGAUGGUUGUGGUAAGUAUCUAUCAUCGCCGCAGGGCAGCUUGAAUAUGUUCAUGCUCUUCUUCUCAAACUCACAAGAUUUAAGAAAGUAGCUCGCAGCACUGAGGUUACAAACGUUCCAGCCCAUGUGAUUUCUUGGAGUCUAAUUUGCAGUACACAUGUGAAAAUAAUGCGAAUCAAUUUGUUUUUAUUGCGUUUUGGACUUGGUUUGCCCAACUUAGCCGUUUUCGCGAGCGCAAAAAGCUGGCGGCUGUUUGUUAUUUUGUCCAUUCAUAGAUGAUAAACAUGUAGUGCGAGUGUUGCGCUGUCGGUGUGUUUUAUAUUCAAUUUAAUGCUCUGUAUGUGGUUGUGCACGCGCUCCGUAAAAGAACAAGCAAAACGCAAGCGAGAGAUGCUAUGCCGGCGUGUGCGGCAAUACAGCAAAAGGCCUAGAGAAAAUGCAAACUGCAGAUUCACUUUCAAGCCUGCAU
This is a messenger RNA of Amoebophrya sp. A120, 10273 nucleotides long. The record is from the annotation of a GenBank genome assembly. NCBI's taxonomy places the organism in Eukaryota, Dinophyceae, Syndiniales, Amoebophryaceae.